Molecule: messenger RNA, 474 nt
Organism: Acyrthosiphon pisum (pea aphid)
Lineage: Eukaryota; Metazoa; Arthropoda; Insecta; Hemiptera; Aphididae
Gene: Polr2L
Product: DNA-directed RNA polymerases I, II, and III subunit Rpb10
Exons: 2
Coding region: 211-414 (67 amino acids)
Biological process (GO): transcription by RNA polymerase I; tRNA transcription by RNA polymerase III; transcription by RNA polymerase II
Cellular component (GO): RNA polymerase III complex; RNA polymerase II, core complex; RNA polymerase I complex
Molecular function (GO): DNA binding; zinc ion binding
Source: RefSeq, a predicted model, not a curated record
GGAACGCAUCGCCGCAUCGCUCUAUUGUACGUGAUUGUACCGAACACCGGUAACCCGCUGGCCAGUUGUAGCGGCCACUGCUCACAUCCGUUGUUCGUGCACACUUGAUAACAACCCUAAUAGUUUGCAAUCAAGUGUUUUAUGUCUAUUGACAUUCAUUUAAUUGUUAAUUAACAAACCGACGCAGGUUUUUGCAGUAAAUCAAUCAAAAUGAUCAUUCCGAUCCGGUGCUUCACGUGUGGAAAGGUCAUAGCAAACAAAUGGGAGAGUUACUUAGGCUUACUACAAGCUGAAUAUACAGAAGGUGAUGCUUUGGAUGCACUUGGACUUAAACGAUAUUGUUGUAGACGUAUGUUACUCGGUCACGUUGAUUUAAUUGAAAAGCUUCUCAAUUAUGCGCCGCUUGAAAAAUAAUUUUCAAGAACAAUUUUAUCCUAAAAAUUUUUUUAAAAUAAAGUAACCUGUAAGAUGUAA